AUGGAAUAUUCACGUGUUCAAUUGAAUGAUUUAUCCGAUGAAAUUCUUAUGAUUAUUUUGAAAAAAUUGUCUAAUGUCCAGGUGCUUUAUUCUUUAAUAGGUGUUAAUAAACGAUUAAAUAAAAUAGUAUAUGAUUCUAUUUUUACGAAUUGUUUGACUUUAAUGGUAUCUUUCUUGAAUCAUUGUAUUUUUCCAUUAUCUGAACCAAUACUUGAUCGAUUUUGUUUACAAAUCUUACCUAAAAUUCAUAAUAAAAUCGAAUGGCUUGAUCUUGAAGCAUUUUCAAUGGAACGUAUUCUUCGUGCUACAAAUUAUCCUAAUUUAUAUGGAUUUAGUUUAUAUAACAUUCAACAAGAAAUAGCUAUGCAUCUUUUUAAUGAUGAAUGUCCUUUUACUCGUACGUUUAAAAAUCAAAUUUUAUCACUUGCUAUCAGUAUUAAUGCAAAUGAAGAACAAAGUUCAAGAAAAGAUAUAAAUGCACGUAUAUUUAUGCGUAUCAUUAAUACGUUCAGUUAUCUACGAUUUUUAAAUUUUUGUCCAUCUUUAAAUUGGUGUCAAGAAUUAUCAUUUGAUAAUUCAUUUCCAAUUGUUUUCUCUUCAACUCUCUUAAAAUUAUAUGUUUGUCUACAUCAUUUUACCGAUUGUCUUUAUUUACUUGAUGGACGUUUCAAUCAACUUCGUAUACUUUAUGUUACUAUUAAUAUUAUUUCAUCUUCGAAUUUAAUAAUUAAUAAUCAAUUGAAACUGCCCAAUUUAAGAUCUUUUUCGUUGUAUUGUCAUAGGAAAACAGGUGCUUAUGAUGAAUUAAUUGUACCACUUCUACAUCGAAUGUCCGAUUUAGAAGAACUGGAUUUAUGUCUUAUAGUUUCAAGAAAAAAAAUAUUUAUUGAUGGUAAUGAUUUGAAAACAAAUAUUAUUAAUAAUAUGACACUAUUAAAUAAAUUUACAUUUAAUAUUCGUUCAUUAAGUCGUUUUUAUAAUCAAAUUAAUUUUCCAUCAAAUAAAGAUAUUCAACAUACAUUUGAUGGAUUUAAAGAUAAUCAAAUUAUUUCUUGUAUUGAUUAUUUUCAAAAAAGAAAUUAUGGUCAAUGUCAUAUGUAUUCAUAUCCAUAUAAAUUGAAAUAUUAUGAUAAUAUAACAAAUAAUUUUCCAGGUGGAAUAUUUAAAUGUGUUCGUACAAUAUCAUUAUUUGAUGAACGUCCUUUUGAACAUGAAUUUUUUCUUCAAAUUUCUCAAUCAUUCCCAUUGAUAGAAAAAUUAACUUUAAUUAAUAAGAAACCACAAAUUAACAAAUUUAAUGAACAAUCAAAAGAUGACAAUCGACCUUUGUUGAUAGUGAUUCAAUAUCCUCAUCUUUUUGAACUUAACCUUAUAAAAACUCACGAAGAUUAUCUUGAACAAUUUUUACUUGAUACUAAAAUGUGUUUACCAAAUAGUAUUUUUCUUCAUAUAAAUUAUCAAUUAUUGAAAGAAGUAACACACAAUUUUACAAGAAAUUCAACACGAAACAAUUGUGCAAAAAUUAGGGUAAUAUUUCUUUAUAAUACAUUAGGAUUUCCUGAACAUUUAAAAGACUAUUUUCCUCAUGCAAAAAUAUGUUCAUUAUAA
Molecule: messenger RNA, 1608 nt
Organism: Rotaria sordida
Lineage: Eukaryota; Metazoa; Rotifera; Eurotatoria; Philodinida; Philodinidae
Source: the annotation of a GenBank genome assembly